GACGUCACCGCGAUAUUCGGGCGAUUACAGCUUCGGUCACAUGCCUGGUGUUGCGAGUGUAUGUAUGUACACAAGUACACGGCGCGGGGGAUAAAUAAUCUCGCGAGUACCGCAGAAAAUAUCCUUGCCACGAAGGGAACGAGGUUGCGUUCGGCGAUGAAAUGAACAUAUCUCCUGCGCUCGCGAGUAUUCGUAUACAGGGAGCGAUGCCGAGCGACAAUUCCUAACUGUUACAUAACCUCAAUCGUGCACUGUACUGGCGGCGCCUGUCAGGAUGGAUUCCGUUACGGACAGUCCAGGCUCCAGAGCUCUCGAGGCCGCGAAAAAUAUCAAGGACCUGGCUGUAUUCAAGAUGCCCAGCGGAACUGUUAAGAAGAGCAAGAGUACCCGACCGAAGAUCCUGGACGAGGACACGUAUAUCGAGAAAAUGAGCGACAUUAUACAAAAGGACUUCUUCCCGCAUCUGGAGAAGCUGCAGGCGCAAAAUCAGUAUCUGGACGCUCUGGAGCAGAACGACAUGAAAAGAAUGCGAGAGCUGUACGCCAAGUACAGCUCCGGCCGACCGGUCACCGAGAGACCGAUCAGUCCGGCGACUUUCGAGACCCCGCUGCGCCGAACUGAAUCGGACGAAUCGCCACGCGUCCCCGAGGCGUCGUCUCGUCGAGAGACGCUCGCCGAGCCGACGGCCGAGUCGGCCGAGCCGGUCGAGUCGAAGGCGGACAAAAGCCCCUGCGAGAGCAAAACGGGCCUGGAUGAUUACCUGAGCACUCACACGAGCGAGGAUAACGCCAGCUUCGAGGAGAUGAUGGUCGAGGCCGAGAACAAGCGCAAGCUCAAGUACGCCUGGCUCUACGAGGCGGAGGAGAAGUCGAAGGCGUGGCUCGCGAUCGACGGGCCCACCGGUCCAAGCGACGUCCCAGCCAUCGAGGGGUCGAAUCCCAGGCCGAAGCAGGUGGACAGCUGGGCCUACAAGAAUAAGAAUUACAUCAUGUACAUUCCUGACGGAGUCGAGCUUACGGCGGAAGAGAAGAUAGAGUUGGCCAAGAGGAAGCAGACUAUAAUGCACGAGAACACGCGGUUGCGGACGAACCCGUUCAACGAGCAGCAAAACAAAGAGACGAUCGACGAGCUGGCCAAGUCGCAGUCGAGAGCCAACGACGGCAAGAUCGGCGUGGACGGGAAGGAGGUCGUUAGAAACGCGACGCCGCGCGUCAACGGUUUCAGCUUCGUGGCGACGCCAAGCCCGAGGCCGGGAGAGUGCGAGAGUCCAUUGAUGACGUGGGGUCAGAUCGAGGGGACGCCCUUCAGAUUGGACGGCGGUGACACGCCGUUGUUGAGGACGAGCCAGGGACCCUCGUUCAGAAUAGCGGAACCGCCGAAGAGGGAGCAGCUGGCGCUGCAGUUGGCCGAGAAGGCUGGCGAGAGGCACAGAGAUCGGAAGAACAAAGCCUUGGAAGCGGCCAGAAGAUCGUUAGCCACCCCGUCACCAAGGUCGACCAUAGAUCGUCUGAGUACCAUGUCCCCCGCGGCAAGAAGACUGGCGACUCAGAAGCUCCGGAUAUCGAGCACGCCGUCCCCUCGGCGAACACGGUCGUCCAGGACUCCGUCCGUAGGCAUCAGGACACCCAACGCGCUGCACGCGAUCCUGCCGGUUAAGGAUGCCGCUUGUCAAAAGUCGGAAACUACCGCGCGGAUACAAGGGCCCGUACUCACCGACAACUUGCUCAAUCUACCUCUGCAGCGGCAACGAGCGUCAGAUUUCUUCAACAAAUGAGCAACAAAGCCUUUCCAUCUCAACUUGUCUGCCUGUAUAUUGAUGUUAUAGGGAGGCAGUUGGCAUUUACGUUGUAAAUUGUGUAAAUGAUAUUCAUUGUAUAGCGCCCUUUUAAUACGUAAUAUACGUACUAUUAUUUAACCAAGUUCCUCUAACUCGAACGUCGCCAUGUAGUGACGCGACAUGUUGUACAUUGUAUAUUUCUGUAAACUUAAAGACGGUCGAAGAAACGUGCAAAGUGUCGAUAUUAGUUUUGCCCUCUCGAGAUCCAACGACGUUUACAACUAGCGGUCAAUCGAUUUCAUUUCCAAGCUAGCUUUGUAUCAUAUACAUUUGUGGAAAAUAAAAUAUUUUACCGCACCUAA
Messenger RNA from Vollenhovia emeryi, 2139 nucleotides. RefSeq names its product protein DGCR14 homolog (gene Es2). Gene Ontology annotation, cellular component: catalytic step 2 spliceosome. The record is from RefSeq and is a predicted model, not a curated record. Lineage: Eukaryota; Metazoa; Arthropoda; Insecta; Hymenoptera; Formicidae. The transcript has 3 exons. The coding region runs from base 275 to 1774 and encodes 499 amino acids.